Messenger RNA from Eruca vesicaria subsp. sativa (arugula), 282 nucleotides. NCBI's taxonomy places the organism in Eukaryota, Viridiplantae, Streptophyta, Magnoliopsida, Brassicales, Brassicaceae. The record is from the annotation of a GenBank genome assembly.
AUGGCACUUAAGGUUCUUUUAGAAUUGGUUUGGAGAGUGAAAAGAGAGGAAAUCUUGGACUGGAAAGAUGAAGAUGGCAACACAGUCUUUCAUAUUGCUGCUUCCAUGAAUCAAACUGAGGUUCUGAUAGGCUAUGUGCUCGAUUUUCAGGUGUUGAAGUUGCUACAUAGCACCGUUAACAUAGAUGCCAAGAACUUGGAUAGUAAGACCGCAAUGGACCUACUCCAAAUCACAUGUCUCCUAUUUUCACCAGAGCAACUAGGCUUCUCCACAGUGCUCUAA